AGUGAGAGAAGCUGGAGAAAAUGGAAACAGGAGCCGCUCUUAAGAGAGCCUUGGUUGUAGAACUAAGCAAGGACAUUAGCAUUAAUUCCAGAUCUAUUCGUCUGUGAUCUUCCUCCCUGUCUUUGAGGUCUUGACAUAGAGGUCUGAGCAGACGUCGUAGGUUCCUGGGCAGAAAAGCAGUUGACCAGGCUCAUGACAGCGUCUCCUUUAAGAGGCGGGGCCGGAACUGGCAAAGGGUCCUUUACUUUCUACGUGUAGGGGGCGGAGCUUGGAGAUAGUCCUUGUAGCAUGGCUGCCGGCACUGCCGCUGACUUGGCGUUUCUGAGCGAGGAGAACCGAACCCGGGCUGGGGGUGUCGGGAGUCUGCGGGUCCCGGUCACUAUGGACAGUUUUUUCUUCGGCUGUGAGCUCUCCGGCCGCACCCGCUCCUUCACCUUCAAGGUAGAGGAAGAGGAUGAUGCAGAACACGUGCUGGCAUUGACCAUGCUCUGCCUCACUGAGGGAGCCAAGGAUGAGUGUAAUGUGGUGGAAGUGGUGGCCCGGAACCAUGAGCACCAGGAGAUUGCAGUCCCGGUGGCCAACCUCAAGUUGUCCUGCCAACCCAUGCUCAGUUUGGAUGACUUCCAGCUCCAACCACCUGUAACCUUCCGCCUGAAGUCAGGCUCUGGCCCUGUGCGUAUCACUGGGCGACACCAGAUUGUUACUAUGAACAAUGACAUUUCUGAGGAGGAGGAGAGCGAAGAAGAGGUGAGUGAGGAGGAGACUGAGUUGUACUCCAUCCUGCCUGCCAAGAAGAAGAGGGGCAGGCCCUAGCCCUCCUUGGUCACCUGCCUGCCUGCCACGUGUGCCAUGCACCAUGUUCCUCAACAAGUUGCAAGAAUUUUCAGUGUUUCCUCUGCACUGAAGAGGAAGGUUUGGGCACAGGGGUGGGGGGAAACUUGGGCCAGUGCUAAGAAAGGGGCCCAUUUUUCCUAGUCCUACAUCAUGCUUCCCUUUUCUCUAGGGGUGGGAGGUACUCUGAAUUUCUGUUCGGAUCCUCUCUCUGCCUCUUCCCAUGAGGAUUGGAGGCAGGAGCUGAAGCUCAGGAUACACAUUUUUAACAAUUUUUACAUUUUUGAAUAAAGAUUGAAAUAAA
Molecule: messenger RNA, 1135 nt
Organism: Choloepus didactylus (southern two-toed sloth)
Lineage: Eukaryota; Metazoa; Chordata; Mammalia; Pilosa; Megalonychidae
Gene: NPM3
Product: nucleophosmin/nucleoplasmin 3
Exons: 6
Coding region: 289-813 (174 amino acids)
Biological process (GO): chromatin remodeling
Cellular component (GO): nucleoplasm; cytoplasm; nucleolus
Molecular function (GO): histone binding; chromatin binding; RNA binding
Source: RefSeq, a predicted model, not a curated record